UAACCAAACCUCGGAUGGUUUCUCACAACUCUGAAGUGAUAAGCAGUUCGGAAAAUCCACUGGCGUUUUGACAUGCAGAAGUUUAUUCCGCGUCAAUCGUGUGGCUGCGCCGCUCGACGACUCGGUACUUGAUUAGCGGCGUCUUCAGUGACGUAAUGCUCGAUCGCUGGGCGCUCGACUGAAAGGCAAUUCAAACUCCCGGGCGCGCUGCACUACUGGGUUUCCUCUGCGCGGGCCGCCUUCUCAAACGCGGCGCUACCCUUGGCCCUUUAUGGCUUCUCAGGAGUACUCGCCUGUGGCGGCGGCAGUUGGUAUGGAUGAGAACUUCUUGUCGCUGGAUGACAUCCUGAUGUCACAGGAAAAGCUGACGAGUCGAGUCGAGACGGUUUUUCCUCGUCUGGGAUUUUUGGAAAAAAAUUCGGAAGAGACCGACAUCUCCGUGGGUACGAAGAUGGAAAUACCUCUCUGGCUGGUGAAGGGUCUUCAUGAUGGCAAGCGAAGAAUUGUGUCUGUGGAGCUGCCAAAGAUUUACAGAGAAGGCUGGCGCACCGUCUUUAGUGCUGAUCCCAACGUGGUGGAUCUCCAAAAGCUGGGGCCUUAUUAUUACAGUUUGGGUUUGCAGAUGCUACACUUUGACAGCCCAGAGAACCUAGAGAUUGCACAGACCCUCUUGCAGACUUAUGUUGGCCGCUUCCGGCGGAUCAUGGACUCUUCCCAGAAUGCUUACAAUGAGGAUGUGUCUGCACUUGUGGAAAAGCUGGAUGUGCUGGAGAGGAGCCUCUUUGGUGCUGGCCAGGCUGGUCUCAAUGGCUUCCAGUGCUGGGAAAAAGGACACGCCUCACGGAUCACAGCAUCCAGCCUGGUGAAGAACUACAGGAAGAGAAAGUUUGCAGAUUUGGAAGUCUGAGAAAAUGAUUCUGCCCACAACGACCUUUUUGAUAUAUUUAGCCUGUUUUGGUUGUGUGGCAGCUCAGUUUAAGAUGUCGGCCGCCACAGUCCACAGUGCGACUCCAGUACAGCCGAGCCCUUUGAACCCAGGACACAUUUCAGCCUUUUAACUCUUAAUAUUUAUUCUUUGUAUUUUUAAAAUCUGUUUAUUACAGUUUACUACUCUUUUGCAGGAUUGUGUGAAUGUGUGUGGAGUCCAGCUUGUUGGCUAAUUGUUUGCACUUUCAGUAAAUUUGGUAUUCAGAUUUGAGAAUU
Polypterus senegalus (gray bichir) is the source of this 1203-nucleotide messenger RNA. RefSeq names its product GINS complex subunit 3 (gene gins3). The transcript has 3 exons. Lineage: Eukaryota; Metazoa; Chordata; Cladistia; Polypteriformes; Polypteridae. Gene Ontology annotation, cellular component: GINS complex. Gene Ontology annotation, biological process: mitotic DNA replication initiation. Bases 272 to 907 code for a protein of 211 amino acids. The record is from RefSeq and is a predicted model, not a curated record.